Molecule: messenger RNA, 1359 nt
Organism: Dioscorea cayenensis subsp. rotundata (Guinea yam)
Lineage: Eukaryota; Viridiplantae; Streptophyta; Magnoliopsida; Dioscoreales; Dioscoreaceae
Product: putative 4-hydroxy-4-methyl-2-oxoglutarate aldolase 3
Exons: 3
Coding region: 503-1078 (191 amino acids)
Biological process (GO): regulation of RNA metabolic process
Molecular function (GO): ribonuclease inhibitor activity
Source: RefSeq, a predicted model, not a curated record
UUUUGCUCUUUCAAAGAAGUCUCUUUUUUACGAACUCCAUUCGAAAUCGAAGCCAUUUUUCAUUAAUUUCUCUUUUUUUUAGUUUUUUUAUUUGAUUUUGUUCACUGAUUCUCAUCAUCUGCCAGAGUUAUAGUUUCAAUCUUUAACUUGCCCAUCGGAAUUUGUGUACGAAUUCAAAGAAAGAAUCGGCAUCAAAGAUGGUGCCUUUUUGAUGAAUUUGUGCUCAAGAUUGGAAGGCCAGCCGAAUUUUUUGUUGAUUUGCUGCUGUGAAUCUGUUUUCUCCUCCGGUGAAUGACAAGUUAUUGUUCGACAAGGAUCUUCUCCAGGAUGCUUCUAGCUCAGAGGAGUCUGAGACUGCGUUUGCCAAAAAGAUUAACUUGCUUAUGCAGUCUCACCGAUCUGAUGCCACUUCAAUCACCCUCAACUCUCCUCCUGCCCUCGAAGGAUCUUGCAUUGUGUGCCUGGUGAAGCUAACGUUGCAAGAUACCUUCCUCACGUUGGAAUGAAGGCAUUGGUUUCAUGGCCCACCUUCUCCUCUCAUCCAAGAAGAAAGGAACCGCAGAUCUCUCUCCGGCAUAUUGCUUCCUUGGCAACUACCGAACUUUGUGAUUCAAAUGCAUUGCUUCUAACAAAGGGAGAUGUGCGUGUUCUGCCACCGAUUUUCAACAUAUAUGGGCACCGCAGAGCAUUCUCCGGGCCCAUUGUGACAGUGAAGGUGUUUGAAGACAAUGUGCUUGUUAGAGAGCUUCUUGAAUCUCCGGGAGACGGAAGAGUUCUGAUCAUCGAUGGAGGAGGGAGCAUGAGAUGUGCCUUGCUUGGUGGCAAUCUGGCACAGAUAGCCCAGAACAUGGGCUGGGCGGGCAUUCUGGUUAAUGGCUGCAUCAGAGAUGUCGACGAGAUCAAUGGCUGUGAUGUUGGUGUCCGAGCAUUGGCUUCUCAUCCACAGAAAUCAUACAAGAAACGCGUCGGUGAAAAGCAUGUUCCAGUGAACAUUGGUGGCAUUAUAAUUCAUGACGGUGAAUGGUUAUAUGCCGAUAGUGAUGGCAUCCUCAUUUCUAAGACGGAAUUAUCUAUUUAACAUCUGCAGAAGAUUACUUUCUUGGGUAAAAAUCAUUGAACUAUUUGCCUGUACCAAAAAAGGUGGUAAGUAAAUCUUUAUGAUAUGCAGUAAUUUGAUGGCAAACAAUUUUAUGUGUCAUUGCAAAUUAUGGACAUUGUAACCAUUUGUGGUUGUUCUCUGAACCAAAAUGUUGUGUAGAAAAAUAACUGAUGUUGCUGACAACCAAAGAACAUCUUAAGAAGCUCAGUAUAUUGCCCAUGGCUCUUUCUUUCUCUAAAUAUUAUGAAUAUUUUUGUUAA